Messenger RNA from Pelagomonas calceolata, 1730 nucleotides. The record is from the annotation of a GenBank genome assembly. NCBI's taxonomy places the organism in Eukaryota, Pelagophyceae, Pelagomonadales, Pelagomonadaceae.
CCCCCAGCGCCCGUCGACGCCGCUCCAGUACAGCGCCGGGCGCCGCUCCAGUACAUAACACCACAAAGCCCUCACGCCUCGACCGCGCGCGACGGACGCCGCCGGGCAGAUAUAUAACACCAAAGCCCACCAUGCCGUCCACCGGCAAGGCCGAGUCGGCCAAGAACAAGAAGAUGCUGGGCCAGCAGGUCCGCACCGCGAUCGAGGCCCUGCACGCGGAGAACGAGGAGCUCAAGAAGGAUCUCGCGCGCGAGACGAGGCAAGCUAAUUUGACGGCGACGAUGGGCAAGGGCCAAGGGUCCCAGGCCGCCAGACUCCAGGAGGAGGCCGACUUGUACCUCAAGAAGAUCGAGAACGAGCGCAACAAGAUCGCUACUUUGGAUGCGAAGAUUUCGCAGUGCAAGAAGGAGAUGACGGCCCAGAGGCAGAAGAUGGGCGGUGUGAACGCGGGCAAGGAGAACCACGACAUGCUCGUCAAGCAGAUCAAGCUCAUGGAGAAGAAACUCGACAAAGCCUUGCAGAAAUUCAACGAAGCGCUGGCCCAGAAUAAAACUUUAAGGGGUUAUAUUGAUAGCUUACAUAAGGAGCGCGUGGUCUUCGACGGCAUCUACAAGAAGCUAGAAUACGACUUACAUAAGAAGAAGAAGGAGAUGGCCGCGAUCAUUGAGGAUUCGAAGAAUGCCCAGCGACGGGCGGACCGCUCGCAGAGAUCACUGGACAAGCUCAAGCAAGGCAUGGAGGACGAGAAAAAAGCAUUUGAAAAAGAAUGGGCCGACCUCGGCGCGCUCAUGGAGCAGGACCGCCAGUUGCAAGAGGCGCUGCGGAGGAAGGAGCGCGAGGAGCACGAGCGCAAGACCGCAGAAGCGUUAGCAGCCUCCCAGAGGGCCGACGAGGAGCCGUACAUGUCCGAAGACCCCGAGGAGUCCGAGGAGGAGGAGGAGGAGUCUCCCGGUAAAAAGAAGAAGGUUGAAGAAGAUAGACCGAAGCUGACCGAAGAAGAGGUCGCGGAAUAUCAAGCUACGUUUGAGAGGAUCACCAAGGCCACCGGGAUACAAACCGUCGAAGAACUCGUGGACACGUUCCAGGACAUCGAGCAGAAGAACUUCUCGCUGUUCAACUCGAUCAACGAGUUGAAUUCCGACAUCGAAGCGACCGAAUUGGCGAUCGCGGAGACCAAACUGGAAACGGAGAAGUUCAAGGGCCAGGGCGUCAGUACGGACACGCAGCGGAAGCGCGUGCUCAAGGAAUUGGAAGAAAAACUUGAGAAGACUACUGCGGCCGCCGACGCGUACGAGCGGAAGCACCAGGCAGCGUCCAAGACCAUCGGACAGUUGAAAACUGGCAUCCACUCGAUCUUCUCGCGAUUGGGCGGCACGAGCGCCGCCGUCGAGGAAAUGCUCGGCAACCAGGGCGUCACGGAGUCGAACAUGCUGCAGUACCUCGAGAUCAUCGAGCAGCGCACCACGGAAAUAUUGGAGCAGUACGCCGCCACGCAGCCCGACUGCACGCCCCACCCGCCGGGCACUUCGGCCAUCGGCGUCGUCAUGCCUCCGGCCAACCGCAUCGUCGUGGCCCCGCCCGCAUAUGAUGACAUGGACGAGGACGACGAGGAGGAUGACGACGAAAGGCCGUUCACGCGCGGCGAGAUCGUGAAGAAGACGCUGCGGGGCCUCGAGGCGAGGGAGAAGCAGAAGGCCGAGACGCGCGAGAAGCAGCUGACUAAGUUAUAG